AUGGAGCAGCAGCCCGAGGACGAGCGCCGCGGCCGGCGCGCCGGCCGGCCCCCCAUCCGCUUGCCUCUCCACAGAAACAGCUUCAGGCGCAGCCGGAGCCUCUCGCCGUUCUGGCACGACGACGACGCCAACAUGUAUGCUCUGAGCAGACCCGCCGGUGAAGCGGGUGAUUCUGGAGACGAGCCAUUGCUGGUCCGCGAGACGGCGCCGACGACGCGCGCAGAAGAACCGAUGGCAUUGUCGCGGCCCCAAUGGAACGCAGCUCCGAUGGAACGCGGCCUCGAUGGAAUGCCCCGCGCGUCGUUUGAUCCCAACAGCGACAACCUGCCGUUCACGGGAGGCCGGGACCACUUCGAUGUUGGACUUGAGCUUCAGAAGCUGCGCGGUAUGAACGGGCCGGAGAUGGAGAGAUACAUUAAUGACGAGAUGGAUAGAGCCGAUCUUGCAACCAUGUUAGUUGAAACUAGGAUGUGGAUUCACUGGGGAUUUGAUGGGGCUCGCCGCGCCAUGGAAGAAGGCAGGCCCGGCCUUUUCAAUUUCCCCGACGAGCCACGGGGGCACACGAGCCGUAUUCCAGACCAGUCGUCGCAGGGCUCCGCGCCCGGCGGCGUUCCCCAGAAAUCCGCGCCGGCCCGGCCCGCGGCCUCCGACCGGCGCCAGAAGCAGACGGACGCCCAGUCGAAGGCCUGCGACGCUAGAUUUGCGAUGGGCCGCACUUCCUCGCCCGCGGACGCCGACGCGGACUCCUACCCGCCGGACCAGGAGGACUCGCCGCCGCUGCGGGUCUCGCGACUCUCGCCGCCGCCGCGGCGCGUCGUCGACCGCCCGCUGCAGCGGGAUGGGGAUCAUUACCGCCCGUCGCCGCCGCGAGAUGAUGUUCUCGAUGAUAUUGGGCCCGCCCUCGCCUACGCCGACUCCAUGCGGGUUCACUUUAGAGGCCUCGCUUCCAGAGAGGCACUUAAUAGCACGGGCCUCACGGCUCGAACUGGGGCCGCCCAGGCUUGGAUGCACGCACAUCUUGCUAUCCAGAGACAGCAGGCCCAGGAGAUGGUCAAUGGCUUCUCGGAGUCGUCGCCGCCCCCGGCCAAUCCGGGCAAUGCUCCUCCUCCUCCUCAAGGUCCUACUCCUGCUGUUUCCGACAAUAGCCCCUUACCCUUCAACCAGAGUGAUUGUGAUUUUGGAGCUGUCAUGCAGAAACUCCGAGGCAUGGAUUGGCCAGAGGCGGCGGCUUGGGCCAAAGCCGAAACGGAUAGGGCUGGGCUUGCUAAGGCGUUGAUUAUGAAUAGGAUGUAUUGCUAUGCCCAUCAAGAGUCUGAACGGCGAAUUAUCAAUAAUAUGACCUCCGGCGGAGAUACGAGGGGCCCGGUGUUCCACGCUACCGACGAUACUCUACCGCUUUGGGAUAGCUGUGAGCGGCCAGGACCACAUUUGAACCACCCGCGUCAGGACCACGGCGCCGCCUGCCAGGAUCCAGGCAUCUCGCCGGCACUGGCGUUGGGGCCGACGCCGGACCAAGUGGAGCUCGCCAAGUGCCGACGGGCGCUCGCCGCGGCCAAGCGAGCUCUAGAAGACAACGCGCCCCUGGAACCCUCGAGUCCAGAAUACUUCUGGGCGAGCGCGCGCGCCAGGGCCGCGUCGGCCCUCGCCGAGAUCUCCAAGGUACUAGAGGGGGAAGAACUCUAGGGACCCUGUAAAACAAGAAGAAUC
Messenger RNA from Pelagomonas calceolata, 1707 nucleotides. The record is from the annotation of a GenBank genome assembly. Lineage: Eukaryota; Pelagophyceae; Pelagomonadales; Pelagomonadaceae.